CGCGCGGCCGCCGCCGCCGCCGCCGUCGUCUUCCACCUUCGCCUCACCGCCUCCCUCCGCGCCCGCCACCGCCGCCGCCGCCGCCCGAGCUGGGGGGGAAACGCGAAACCCCAGUGCGAUGGAGCCCGCCGCCGCGGCGGCCCCGGCGCAGCGACUCCCCGACCCCAGCCGGGAGGACCGGGCGGCGGCGGUGGCGGCGGCGGCGGCGGCUCUGGCCGCGGCGGCGGCGGCCGGGGGCGGCCGGAGCCCGGAGCCCGCCGUGCUGACCGCGAGCGGCGGGAACGGCGGCGGCGGGGCGCGGGCUGAGGCCCCCCGCGAGGCGCCGCCCGGGCCGCCGCCGCCGCCGGGCCGAGCCGGGGGUACGGGGCGCCGGCGGCGGCGCGGGACUCCUCAGCCCCCCGCCGGCGGGAUCGCCCCGGGGCCGGGGGCCGGCAGCGGCGCCAACUCGCUCCUGCUGCGAAGAGGGCGGCUGAAGAGGAAUCUGUCGGCGGCGGCGGCCGCCUCGUCGUCGUCCUCGUCCGCGUCGUCGUCGUCCUCCGCCGGGCCCGCCUCGCAGUCCCCGGGCGCCGCCGGCCUCCCCGCCUCCUGCUCGGCCUCGGCGGCGUUGUGCACCCGGAGCCUGGACCGGAAGACGCUGCUGCUGAAGCACCGGCCGAUGUUGCCGCUGCAGCCGUCGGACCGGGACUGGGUGAGGCACCAGCUCCGGCGGGGCUGCGUGCACGUCUUCGACCGCCACCUGGCCUCCGGCUACCUGCGCCCGGUGCUCUGCACGCUGGACACCACGGCGGGCGAGGUGGCCGCCCGCCUCCUGCAGCUGGGCCACAAGAGCGGCGGGGUGGUGAGGGUGCCGGGCCGGGCGGCCGGAGCCGCCGCCGCCGCCGCCGACGGCACCCCGGCGGCCGGCUCGCAGCUCGCCGCCUCGCCGUCGGACUCGGCCCCCGGCGGGAUCGCCGCCCCGGCGGGGCCCGCCGUCGGGGGUCCGCCGCGCCCCCCUCCCGCCGACCUGCCGCUGCCCGCGGGCGCCUGGCCCGCCAGCCCCGCGCCCUCGGACUCCAGCCCGGGAGACGCGUUCCCGGGAGGCCCGGCUUCCCCGCGCGGGGCCCCGCGGCGGCGGCUGGACGGCGCGCCCGCCGCCGCCACCCCGGCCUCCGACACCGAGAGCUUCAGCCUGAGCCCCAGCGCCGAGAGCGUGUCCGAUCGCCUCGACCCCUACAGCAGCGGCGGCGGCGGCGGCUCCUCGUCGUCCGAGGAGCUGGAGACCGACCCGGGGAGCCAGCCCCGACGGCCCCAGACGGCCACCCCGCCGCCGCCCCCACCGCAGAAAGCCCCCGGCGGGGCGGCCCCCGAGGGGUCUCGGGGGGACCCGGCGGCGGCGGCCCCGGGAACUCCCGUCCCCCGGCGGGGAGCCGUGGCGGAGAAGGCGCCUCCGCCGCCCACCCUGUACGUGCAGCUCCACGGGGAGACCACCCGGCGCCUGGAGGCGGACGAGAAGCCCCUGCAGAUCCAAAAUGACUACCUCUUCCAGCUGGGGUUUGGGGAACUGUGGAGGGUGCAGGAAGAAGGCAUGGACUCGGAGGUCGGCUGCCUCAUCCGCUUCUACGCAGGAAAGCCUCACAGCACCGGUAGUUCUGAACGUAUUCAGCUCUCAGGAAUGUAUAAUGUUCGCAAAGGCAAAAUGCAGUUGCCAGUGAACCGGUGGACGCGACGCCAAGUUAUCCUGUGUGGAACCUGCUUGAUAGUAUCAUCUGUGAAAGACAGCCUGACCGGAAAGAUGCAUGUUCUGCCACUAAUUGGUGGAAAGGUAGAAGAAGUGAAGAAGCACCAGCACUGUUUAGCAUUUAGCUCCUCUGGACCUCAAAGCCAGACUUACUACAUUUGCUUUGAUACUUUCACUGAGUAUUUAAGGUGGCUGAGACAAGUCUCCAAGGUUGCAUCCCAGCGUAUAAGCUCAGUGGAUCUUUCAUGUUGUAGCCUUGAACACCUGCCUGCCAAUCUCUUCUAUAGCCAAGACCUUACUCAUCUCAACUUAAAACAGAACUUUCUGAGGCACAAUCCCAGCCUCCCAGCUGCCAGAGGUCUGGGUGAGCUACAAAGGUUCACCAAGUUGAAGAGUCUUAACCUUUCCAAUAAUCACCUCGGGGACUUCCCAUUAGCAGUCUGCAGUAUUCCAACUCUGGCAGAGCUGAAUGUGUCUUGCAAUGCCCUGCGAACAGUGCCUGCAGCCGUUGGAGCUAUGCACAACUUGCAGACAUUUUUGUUGGACGGAAACUUUCUCCAGUCCCUUCCGGCUGAGCUGGAGAACAUGUACCAGCUCAGUUAUCUUGGUCUUUCAUUCAAUGAAUUCACUGACAUUCCAGAGGUGCUGGAGAAGUUGACUGCUGUGGAUAAACUUUGUAUGUCUGGAAACUGUAUGGAGACCCUUAGGGUACAGGCUUUAAGAAGAAUGCCUCACAUUAAACAUGUAGAUCUAAGACUGAACAUAAUUAAGAAGCUUGUAUCAGAUGAAGUGGAAUUUCUGCAACAUGUCACUCAGCUGGACCUACGAGAUAAUAAACUUGGUGAUCUAGAUGCUAUGAUUUUCAACAACAUCGAAGUUCUGCAUUGUGAACGGAAUCAAUUGGUGACAUUAAACAUUUGUGGCUAUUUCCUAAAAGCACUCUAUGCCUCCUCUAAUGAACUUGUUCAACUUGAUGUUUACCCAGUUCCAAAUUAUCUUUCUUAUAUGGAUGUUUCAAGGAACCACUUAGAAAGUGUGCCUGAGUGGGUGUGUGAAAGCCGAAAGUUAGAAGUUUUGGAUAUUGGCCAUAAUCAAAUAUGUGAACUUCCUGCCCGCUUAUUUUGCAACAGCAGUCUCCGGAAAUUGCUAGCAGGACACAACCAAUUGGCAAGGCUGCCUGAAAGGCUAGAAAGAACGUCGGUGGAGGUCUUAGAUGUGCAACACAACCAGCUCAUUGAGCUACCUCCUAACCUUCUCAUGAAGGCUGACAGCCUCAGAUUCCUGAAUGCAUCUGCAAACAAACUGGAAAGCCUUCCUCCAGCCACUCUUUCUGAAGAGACAAGCAGUAUCUUACAGGAGUUGUAUUUGACAAAUAACAACCUCACCGAUAAGUGUGUACCCUUAUUAACAGGACACCCCCAUCUGAAAAUCCUUCACAUGGCCUAUAACCGACUUCAGAGUUUUCCAGCAAGUAAAAUGGCAAAACUGGAGGAACUUGAAGAAGUUGAUAUCAGUGGGAACAAGCUGAAAGCCAUUCCAACAACCAUCAUGAAUUGCAGGCGCAUGCAUACGGUGAUUGCUCACUCCAAUUGCCUUGAAGUCUUCCCGGAAGUUAUGCAGCUCCCAGAAAUCAAGUGCGUGGAUCUGAGCUGUAAUGAGCUAAGCGAAGUCACCUUACCUGAAAACCUGCCUCCCAAACUACAAGAGCUAGACCUGACUGGAAACCCUCGCCUCGCUCUCGAUCACAAAACCCUGGAGCUGCUCAAUAACAUCCGCUGCUUCAAGAUCGAUCAGCCUUCAGCAGUUGAUGCAUCUGGAGCCCCAGCGGUGUGGAGCCAUGGUUACACUGAAGCUUCUGGAGUGAAAAACAAGUUGUGUGUUGCAGCCCUGUCUGUGAAUAACUUCCGCGACAACCGAGAGGCCCUGUAUGGUGUAUUUGAUGGAGAUCGGAAUGUGGAGGUACCCUAUCUUCUCCAGUGUACUAUGAGUGACAUUUUGGCUGAAGAGUUGCAGAAAACCAAAAAUGAGGAAGAAUACAUGGUCAACACAUUCAUAGUAAUGCAAAGGAAACUUGGAACUGCUGGGCAGAAACUUGGAGGUGCUGCUGUCCUUUGUCAUAUCAAGCAUGACCCUGUUGACCCAGGAGGGUCCUUUACCUUGACUUCCGCUAAUGUGGGCAAGUGCCAAACUGUUCUCUGUAGAAAUGGGAAGCCAUUGCCUCUGUCUAGAUCUUAUGUCAUGAGCUGUGAAGAAGAACUGAAGAGAAUUAAGCAGCACAAGGCCAUUGUCACCGAGGACGGCAAGGUGAACGGAGUGACGGAAUCCACGCGCAUCUUGGGCUACACCUUCCUCCACCCCAGUGUGGUCCCUCGCCCCCAUGUGCAGUCGGUGCUCCUCACCCCCCAGGAUGAGUUCUUCAUCCUGGGCAGCAAGGGGCUGUGGGACAGCUUGUCCAUCGGGGAGGCCGUGGAGGCCGUGCGCAACGUGCCCGAUGCCCGGGCUGCGGCCAAGAAGCUCUGCACCCUCGCCCAGAGCUACGGCUGCCACGACAGCAUCAGCGCCGUGGUGGUCCAGCUCAGCGUCACGGAGGACAGCUUCUGCUGCUGCGAGCUCGGGGCCGGCGGCAGCGUGCCCCCGCCCAGCCCGGGCAUCUUCCCGCCCUCCGUCAACAUGGUGAUCAAGGACCGGCCCUCCGACGGGCUGGGCGUGCCGUCCUCCAGCAGCGGCAUGGCGUCCGAGAUCAGCAGUGAGCUGUCCACCUCGGAGAUGAGCAGCGAGGUGGGCUCCACCGCCUCUGACGAACCCCCAUCCGGAGCCCUCAAUGAGAGCAGCCCCGCCUACCCCAGCGAGCAGCGCUGCAUGCUCCACCCCGUCUCCCUGUCCAGCUCUUUCCAGCGCCAGCUGUCCAGCGCCACUUUCUCCAGCGCCUUCUCCGACAAUGGCCUGGACAGCGACGACGAAGAGCCCAUCGAGGGCGUCUUCAGCAACGGCAGCCGGGUGGAGGUGGAGGUGGACAUCCACUGCGGCCGGGCCAAGGAGAAGGAGAGACCGCAGCCCCUGCUCCACGUGCCAGCCGAGGCCAGCGACGAGGGCAUCGUCAUCAGUGCCAACGAGGACGAGCCGGCUCUGCCCAGGAAGGCGGACUUCUCCGCCGUGGGGACCAUCGGGCGCCGCAGGGCAAAUGGCUCUGUGGCCCCCCAGGAAAGGAGCCACAACGUGAUAGAGGUUGCCACCGAUGCCCCGCUCCGAAAGCCCGGAGGCUAUUUUGCUGCCCCGGCUCAGCCCGACCCUGAUGAUCAGUUUAUCAUCCCCCCAGAGCUAGAAGAGGAAGUCAAGGAGAUCAUGAAACACCACCAAGAGCAGCAGCAGCCGCCGCCGCCGCAGCCCCAGCCGCCGCCGCCACGGCCGUUCCACCUGGACCAGCUGCCGGACUCGUACGACACGCCGCUAUGACCCCGCGCAGCACUGCUCUGUAACAAUAAACUAACCCAGAAAGACCGAGCAGUCUCCUAGGUCCCGUUAACCAGGGCUUCUACUCCAGGGCCGCCCAGACACUGCCCCACUCUCUGCAGCUAAUCUCUAGGCUCUUUCUGUUGGUUAUUUUUUUUAAAAAGAAAUAAUUACCACUUUUCUUCUAGUGAUGCUUUAUGAAUAUGAUUUAAAUUUGUUAACUUUUUUUCCCUAACAUAUCAGAUGUGUAAAGACAAAGAACAAAAGGUUUAAUAUAUUACAGAGAAACAGUUAAUGAUAAUGUAAUAUUUUUUAAAAUGGCUUUUCGUUGUCUUGUUUGUUUGGAAGGCAGGGCAGCUUGCCUUUGCUAAAUGAUUUAAUAAUAUUGUGAUACUGUAUUUCUUGGCGGGGGGGGCUUUUUUUUUUUUGUCUUGAAAAUGAUAGACAUUUGUAGAAUAUGGAGACUAACUCCUAGGAGUUGCUUUACUCUGUCAGGUGACUUAAGUCACUGGGACUCACUAAUUUUCUCUGAGAGAACAGUUGAUUGAGAAAUUUCUAUUGUAAAUAGCUCCGUGUUAUAUAGUGAUGCUUCAGAUGUUUUGUAGUCUUGGUGUAAGGACACAGCCUAAAUUACUGACUUCUCUUCUCCCCCCUCUGGGGAGCCCUCCCUGCCCUGUCCGCACACCUAGCUCACCUUCAGCCGAGGCUUUGGCAAGCUCAUUUUUUGUUCCGAUAAGACAAGGCAGCUCUGAGGCCACCAGGCCGGGUCCUGCCCGGGCCUGGAACCUGUUUGCUUCCUCCCCGAGCCGCACCGCUUGACCUUUGCAGACACGUUUUAAUUGUGUUCCUUACUGCGGCCACAAUCAGCAUGACUGUUUAGAGACCAUAGACCAUUUACAUACCCAGAGUCCUAUUAAAGCAGAAUGCACAAAUGGACAUGUCAUCAUUUUUGUUAUAAUAAACAUGAAAUUUACAA
Messenger RNA from Perognathus longimembris pacificus (Pacific pocket mouse), 6143 nucleotides. It is a transcript of the gene Phlpp1, whose product is annotated as PH domain and leucine rich repeat protein phosphatase 1. Gene Ontology annotation, molecular function: protein binding. The record is from RefSeq and is a predicted model, not a curated record. Lineage: Eukaryota; Metazoa; Chordata; Mammalia; Rodentia; Heteromyidae.